Messenger RNA from Symbiodinium sp. CCMP2592, 6198 nucleotides. NCBI's taxonomy places the organism in Eukaryota, Dinophyceae, Suessiales, Symbiodiniaceae. The record is from the annotation of a GenBank genome assembly.
AUGAGCUGGAUGAGGGUGUCGAAGACACUCGCAGCCCUGCUGCUGGCAUGGUCGCCGUGCGCGGUCGGAGGGACUUGUCCACUAUCAGGUUCCCGUGCAUCUCCAGCCAACAUCUUGCCACCAAAUGCAGAGCCAGAAAGUGGUUCGGUGCUAAUGUUGUACAAGGGCUGGAACGUCAGCAACCUCUCCAUCGAGCGCAUCGAGGAGACAGAGGAGACUUCCGGCUACUUGAGUCUGGUUUUUGACGGGCCGGAGGGCGGUGGUUCAUUGCAGGCUGGCGAGAGCUUCUCAGACAUGGACGAAUACGUACUUCGUCGGAUUCGCAUCUCCAUGCCGAGCGAGCACACGUUGCUCAACCGACGUCUGCCUUUGGAGGUGCAACUUUGGCACGAGCCGGCAGUUCAUCGGGAUAUCAGCCGGCUGAUCACAGCGCGAGCGAAGGUGCAGCAGAUGCUGCGAAGGUUCCACGGCCUCAUCCGCGACUGGCAGUUUCAACUCAAGCGCCAAGAGGAUCCCUCCGCAACGAACGCUUCCUUUCCGAACUUGCAGACCGAAAGAGACUGGGCCGAGGCUGUGCGACGUGACAGCAUUCAGGAUGGGGAGGCGUUAAUGCAGCAUGCUAGCCAGCUGCGCCGUCAGAUCGCCAAGAUUGAUGAAGAGGUCGAGGUGCUGAACGAAAGGCUGCAACGGCCACAGUCGGCACGCAUGGUCGCACUCUCGCUUCUGUAUGCUGCGCCGCAUGAUGCAGUGUUCGCCGCUUCGGGCCACUUCCUACGUUGGCUUACCUUGGCCAUCAAGCGCAACGAGGAGCGACCACGGCCAGCAAAACGCAACAAAGCAGCAUUGCAAGCUGAAGUUCAGCAACUCCAGCAGCGCCUUCACGAAAUGCAAGCGGAAAAGAAGGACGAAUUGGAUGGCCGAGGGGAGGAGCGUCAACUGCAGACCCGUCAUGAUGCUCAAACUCUCCAGGAUCAACCUCUUGAGGUUUUUCACUUCGAAGAGUUCCGUACUUUUGGCAAGGACUCAGUCAGAGCCCUUCCUUUGACAGCACUGGCAUACGAUGGCAGCUUCACCAGGCCGCCCUGCACUCCAGUUGUGCGCUGGUACCUUGUGAGCGAGCCACAAGCAGCUUCGGCCAAGGAUAUGUUGGGCUUGGCUGCAGUUGUGUUGGGCGACGCCCAGCACGGCCCGGGCCCGCCUUGCCAACGAGUCCAAGGCCUGGAGGUUUGCCACGAGAGCAUCAGUCCAUCUGAUGGAGUGUGGUGGAGCGGACCGAUCAAGCAAGUCCCUGAGUCUGGAACAAGAUUCCCCGACCAACUCAUGCACACAGUCUCGCUGGGGUUUGGCUCUUUCCACAAGCCCAAAGAGACACACCUCAGCUCGCAGCUGGUUUCACGUCUCCCGUGGCUUUAUGUACAAGCUUGCUGCGCUGUCCUCCUGCUCUGCUCCAUCGCCAUGCUGGGAGCCACAUGCUCCAUGUGGCAUGGGGGACGUGACAUCGGGGUGCUUCAAGGACCAUCCAGAUUUGCAGCCAUCGUCGUGGCCCAAAACAAGGAUAGCUUGCGACUAGUUAUCGGUUCCAUCUUGGCGGACCCAAUGAGCGAAGCCGGCAAUGCCUACAGCGGCGGCAUCAAGGACGGCUUAUUCCAUGGCAAAGGUACUCUGACCUAUGCAGGGAACGAGCGCUACGAGGGUGAGUGGGUCUAUGGCAAGAGGGAAGGCCAUGGCAGGUUUACGUAUGCGGAUGGUGCCAUCUUUGAGGGUCAAUGGGCAGAGGACAGGAUACACGGCCAGGGCGUGGCUGUCUUCGCAUCGGGAAAUCGCUAUGAGGGCACAUGGGAGAAUGGCCGCAUACACGGGCACGGAACUUUGACCUACUCCAACAAAGACCAGUACGAUGGCGACUGGCACGAUGGCAAAAUGCAUGGGCGAGGCACCUACCGCUAUGCAGAAGGUGAUGUGUAUCAGGGUGAGUGGCGGGAUGAUAAACGACACGGGAAGGGGGUAGUCACCUACGUCAGUGCACGAGGUAGCGUCGUUGAGAAGUUUGAGGGUGACUGGGUCAAUGGGAAGAUGCAUGGUCACGGCAAGUACCAGUAUGCUGAUGGUGGAGUGUACGAGGGUGACUGGCAUGACGGCAAAAUGCAUGGUAAGGGCAUCUAUGUCUUCCCGAACGGGAACACGUACGAUGGUGAGUGGGUGAAUGACAUGAAGGAAGGCUAUGGUACGUUGACUUACCAAAACGGGGAGAAGUAUGAUGGCCUUUGGAAAGCUGACAAGGUGCAUGGCAAGGGCACCCUUGUCUACACUUAUGGAGACAAGUUUGUUGGUGACUGGGUUGACGCCAAGAAAGAAGGUGAGGGUGAACUCAUUUACUCUAAUGGCGAUCGGUUCAAAGGUCAAUGGGUUGAUGACAGAGCCUCCGGAUACGGGGUGUUCGUUUAUUCCAAUGGCAAUCGCUACGAUGGCCAGUGGCUAGAUGACAAGCGUCACGGCAGGGGCGUCUUCGCAUGUGCUGAGGAUGGAUCAGUCUACGAUGGAGAGUUUGCAUUUGGAAGGAAAGAAGGCCGAGGUGUGCUCAAACUGCAAAGUGGGCACGUUCUAAGCGGUGUCUGGAAGCAAGGAGAGCUCGCCCAGGUGGUGGAGUUCGUCUUUUCGGCGGACUCGCCCUGGAAGUGCAUAGAGCUGUCCGACGAUGCAUGGCGCACUGCAGGCUUGUACUUGAGGUUGAGAAGCUUUGGGCAACAGUGGAAUGACGUGUCCCGAGCUUUGAUUCUCAGCCCUGCAAUCGUGUCGAGCAGGGCUUCCUUCAUUGCCGGUAACACCUGUUGCCCGGUCUAUGUGCCCAGCACUCAUUUCGUCUCGCUGUCGUUGGGCUUCAGGCAAACAUUGGAUACGGAUGCUGAAGGCGGGACACAGCAGACCUGCGCUGUUUUCGGAGGCCGACUAAAUGGCUUUCUUCACGUCAUGAGAAUGGCGUACGAGGGUCUCCACAAGUUCCGCGAGCUCCUGUCCGUGGACACCCAGGCAACAUCUCCGCUGCCGGUGUUAGCUUCCCGAACCUACAUACAAUGCAAGGUCUUCACGACAGUGUCCGUUUCGGGACGCUUGCUGGAUGGAAAACCAAAACUGCAGAGUUCUACCUUGGAAGACACCGCAAUGGCUGAAAAAGAGAAGAAGGACAAGAAAGAGAAGAAGGAAAAGGAUCCAAAGGACAAGAAGGAGAAAAAGGAGGAGAAAGAUGACAAAAAAGAUAAGAAGGAGAAGAAGGAGAAGCGACGAGAUGAAGGUGGUCUAGACUUGUGGGCAUCCACAGUGGACAACACGGGCACCUUCGCCGGAGCCAAUUAUGGCGGCCCCAAGGCGCCACAAGACAAGCGCGAAAAGGAGAUAGCGAAGGAGAAGGAGAUCAAGAAGGAUGCAGAGACGAAGAGCUUGAUCGGAGUGAGCGACGUGAUCUCUGCAACACUCAAGAAGCAGCACGAGGCCAAGAAAGAGGAAGCCAGGAAGGAAGCCGAAAAACGGAACAAGGCAAUAAAGGCAGCUCGAAAAGAGCAAGAGACCAAAGAUGAAGCAGACGACACGUACCAAAUUAUGGACAAGAGUGGCCUUGGAAAUUUCAUGGAAAAGACGGAAGUUAUGGACAUCAUGAAGAACACGGUUAAAACAGCUGUUUCGCAAUCGGGGUCACGAUGCCAGGUGUCAACGAGAACCUUCAUGGACGAGAAGCUCUACACCAAUGCACAAGCCAAAUUCGAGUCACUGGGUGAUCUGAAGGCUGUCAAAGGCUUCAUCUUCAUCCGUGGUCCCAAGGAGGAGCCAGGAGUCAAGCUGACUCUGCUUCGACCUGCGACCGUGUACGUGGCAUUGAGCAAGGCUCCAAACGAGGAUGACCCAUUUCUGAGGACCUGGCAGGUGUUGGGUUCGGACUUCAAUCUGCCUGAGUUCUCCGAAGAUAUCGCGCCUAUACACGAGGUCAAGAAGAAGGUCUACCGUGACCCAGACAAUAGAAACAUUGAAGUUCCGAAGCCGCCUUCUGGGCUGGAAACUUGCUUGGUUUUUGUCAUUCCAGACUUUCAUGCAGAGAUGUUUGGAGAGGAGAAGUUGUCAGAAGAGGAACUUCAAGAGAAGGAGCGAGCAGAAGCUGCAGCCAGGCGGGCUGGAAGAUCUACCGCAUCCAGUUCAGCCAAGGAAGCACCAUCCAAGGCUGAUGAAAUCGAGGCAAUCCUCAAGAAGGUGGAAGCAGGUGAGAAGUUGUCGAACAAGGAGAAGAGGGCUUACGACAAGCAUCAAGAGAAGAAUGUCGUGUACAAGAACGAGGAUGAUGAACCUGUCGGUGGAAUGAAUGCCUUUAGCAUCAUCCUUGAGGGUGGCAAGAACGAGCCUCCGCCUUCUGGCGAUGCUUUCGUCUGCAACAAUUUCACGCUCUCGGCGCCGAAACAGACUUUGUUCGACAACGCCAGCAUCACCAUCGUUCAAGGCCACCGCUAUGGCAUCCUCGGACCGAAUGGUCAGGGAAAGACCACGUUGCUGCGGCACAUCGCUGCGCGUGAGAUGCCCGUGCCGGUCAAUUGGGAUGUCAUUUUGGUGGAACAGGAAGCUAAAGCAACGGAGCGGUCUGCAGUUGAAGAAGUGCUGGCAGCGGACGUCAGGGCGGCGGAGCUGAUCAAGUUAGAAGAAGAGCUGCUUCAGAAGCUAGAGGACAUGGAGACAGCCAUGGAGAAGGGAGAGGAGGUCUCCGCAGAUGAAGUGGAAAGGAUGCGCUCCGAGCUCGAGAACGCCUCUGCUGAGCUUGAGGCCAUCGGUGCAGAUUCUGCAGAAGCUAGAGUUCGAAAGAUUUUGUGUGGCUUGGGGUUCACAAACGGCCAUCCAGAUGAAGACCGGUUUUCAAUGGACAGGCCUGUGGUGCAGUUUUCGGGAGGAUGGCGAAUGAGAAUCAGUUUAGCGAAGGCGCUGUUCCUGCAGCCAAAGCUGCUGAUGCUAGACGAGCCAACAAAUCACUUGGAUUUGGAUGCAGUUUUGUGGCUGGACACCUACCUGUCCGAGCACUAUCCCCACUCUGUGGUCGUUGUGUCGCACGAUGCCGACUUCCUCGAUAGCAUUUGUACAGACAUCUUGCAUUUGGAGGACAGAAAGCUGGUGCACUACCGGGGCGAUUACACAGCUUUCAAGAAGAUGCACCUGCAGAAGCGGGCGACGUUGGACAAAGAGUAUAAGAAGCAGCAGGACGAGCUCAAGGCUUUGAAGAAGAAAGGCAAGACAAAGGAUGAGGCUGAAGCUCUUGUGAAGAACAAGUUCGGAAUUGAUGCCCUCGAUGGACUCAUGGAAAAGCACAAGGAUUACGUUGUGAAAUUCAAGUUUGAGGGCCAUGGAAUGGACAGAUCACUGGGACUCAAUGUUUCAGAAGUGGCUUUCAGCUACAACGGGAAGGAGCCAUGGCUGCUUGAAGAAGUAGAAAUCGGCGUGGAUUGUGGAUCGCGCAUUGCAAUCGUUGGCCCGAAUGGAGCUGGAAAGUCUACGCUCCUUAACCUGAUGAUGCAACACCUUGAGCCCUGCGCUGGCGAUGUUGCAGUAUCCAAGGGGAUUCGUAUCCGUCAGUACCACCAGCACUUUGAAGAGCUUUUGCCAUUAGAUAAGACUGGUAUCGAGUACCUUACGGACGAGUUUAAUCUUGGCCCACCGGAGAAAGCCCGAGCUGUGCUAGGACAGUUUGGGCUGCCAGGAAGCUCCCACUUCACAAAGAUUGGAAAUUUGUCUGGAGGCCAGAAAGCUCGUGUAGCUUUUGCUGCGCUGAUGCUGAUGAAGCCUCACAUCAUUAUCUUGGAUGAGCCGACGAACCAUCUGGACAUUGAAUCUGUUGAAGCAUUAACGACAGCUAUCGCCAACUUCAAUGGUGGCCUGGUGUUGGUGAGCCAUGAUGCCAGGCUCAUCACGGAAGUUGACUGUGAGCUGUGGGUCUGUGAGGAUGGCGGUUGCUAUCGAUUCGAAAAGGACUUUGAUGGAUACAGGGACAAGGUCCUGCACCAGCUGGAAGAACGGCAAGCUGAAGUGGAGCGGAUGGAACAGAAACGUCGCGAAGAACGAGCGAAGAAGCGUGCGAAGCACGUCUCAGAAGAGCAGCUCAGAGCCGCCAAAGACCGCAAGCAGGCGGCACAGGCGAAAUCCGACUCCAAGGAUGCCAAGAAAGAAGCGGAUUGA